AAGAAAUAAUCUCCAAUAUUAAUUGAAAUUAAUUAACUAUAUCCACAUUAUACUUCAUUACAUGAAUGUAUGUGCUGAACAUGGAUCAUCAUCCUAUCUUCACUGAUCGAGUUAAAGGUAAAACCCCAUCGUCUUCAAGUGGUAAUGAUGAUGAUAACAAUAAGAAGAUGUACAGAGGUGUGAGAAAGAGGAAGUGGGGAAAAUGGGUGUCUGAAAUUCGGCUACCAAAUAGCCGUGAAAGAAUAUGGUUAGGAUCAUAUGAUUCACAGGAGAAAGCAGCAAGAGCGUUCGACGCUGCACUUUACUGUCUUCGUGGUCGGCAUGCAAGUUUCAAUUUCCCUGAUACACCUUUUCAUUUCGAUAUCACUGCAGUUUCUAACGAUCCAGAACAGAUUCGAGAGAUUGCUGCUAACUUUGCCAACAAAAAUCCACCAAUUGUUAUUGAUAAUAAUAAUAAUCAUAAUAAUGGAAAUAUUAAUACAGAUCAAUCCAAACCUGUGACUGAAAUUAUUGGCUCUUCGACUUCUACUACCAGUACUAGUGCUUUGCAUGAUAGUGGGAACACUAUUGAUUGGACAUUUUUGAACGUGUUAGAACAUGGUUCAAGUAAUGAUGCUACUGAAAUUUAUGGUGAUUUCUAUUCCGACUUAGAAAAGAUGCAUUCGGAUGAGUUAUUAUUGUAUUACACUUCACCGCCACUUUUUGAGGAUAAUAACAAGAUGGAAUUAGUAGAAGAUGAUAGCAAUGACCCUUUUUCUCAUGAAUCAUUCCUUUGGAGCUGGAAUUUCUGAAUCUUCAUUCUCCUGUAAUUUCCAGACUUUCAUGGAUUUUUUGCUACCAUAUAAUAUAGAGUUGUUUUGUUUCUGAAUUAAUAGUAAUAAACUGGCAGGCUGGUUGGUCAAUUUUAGACCACUCACAGAUAUAUAAGUAUAUAAUAACAAGUGUCCCGUUUUUUUUUU
Molecule: messenger RNA, 959 nt
Organism: Lathyrus oleraceus (garden pea)
Lineage: Eukaryota; Viridiplantae; Streptophyta; Magnoliopsida; Fabales; Fabaceae
Product: ethylene-responsive transcription factor ERF018
Exons: 1
Coding region: 66-791 (241 amino acids)
Biological process (GO): regulation of DNA-templated transcription
Molecular function (GO): DNA binding; DNA-binding transcription factor activity
Source: RefSeq, a predicted model, not a curated record